CCAAAUUCUCUCGCGGUCCUCGUUCAAAACACAGAACCGACAGCUCAACAGCGAUCCGUGCUACGGCUUUGUAGUCGUAAUAUAAUCUGGAAAAGAGGAGAGGGAGCCUUGUGAGCGGCAUCUAUUUGUUUUAAUUUCCACAAUGGCAGAAGGAGGAGAUGUGGAAUGGGAGCUGAGCAAAGAAAACAUCCAGCCACUGCGGCGGGGCAGAGCCAUAUCAGCCUUACACCAAGCGCUCAGUCAACAACAGGAUGGCGACAGCGCUGCCAUCAACCAGCAGAGACAGGCCUUUGAGUCUGAACUGCGAAUGUAUGACGGGGAUGACCUGCUGGAUGUUUGGGAUCGGUACAUAAAGUGGACCGAGCAAACCUUCCCUCAGGGAGGAAAGGAGAGCAACCUUGCCACACUGUUGGAACGGGUCGUGACCAGAUUCACAGAGGAAAAGAAAUAUCACAAUGACCCUCGCUAUGUUGACCUCUGGAUCAAAUUUGCGGAGAACUGCCCAGAUCCCUUGGACAUUUACAGGUACAUGCAAGCGCAGGGAAUAGGAUUGACACAGGCAUCCUUCUACAUCGCUUGGUCUGAGGAGUAUGAGAAUCACGGCAACUGUCGCAAAGCAGACCUGGUCUACCAGGAGGGAUUCAAGAUGUGUGCUGAGCCGCAAGAUAAGCUCCUGCAAUUUCACAAGGCUCUGCAGGCACGUGUGUCCCGACAUGUGAUGAUGAAUGUGGAGGAGGAGGAUAGUGAUGAUGAGGCCAAACAACCUGAGAGAGUUUCUCUGGCCGACCUUAAACAUAGAGGGAAGAAAAAGGCCAUUGCACCUGUCAACAGAACCGGGCCUGCAAUCAGAAGUAUUUCCAGAGGCCUACAGUCAGGUGGCGCCCCUGUCCUCGGGAAUGCUUCAAACAGUCGUUUGGUGAUCUUCGAUGAAAACAAGACUCAAAGUGCUGGUCCAUCAGAGCCUAAGGUGGAGUCUUGGAUGGCUCCUCCCACUUCUAGGGCAAAGGAGAACGAGCAGAGACCAGAAAGAUGGUGUGAUGUCAAGAUGCCCCAGAAGUCCAAAUUUGGACACACUGUUAUGGCUCCACCACCUCCCAAACCCACCUUCCAACCAUUUGUAGAGGAGUCAGACCAGCCUCCAACAAUGACUCCAUGCAAGAUCAACCCGGCAGUGAACACGGUUUUAUCAGCGCGUAAACCGUGCAGAGAGGAAACUCCUCUAAAGAGAGUACAGGAGCACCAUCAGCAACAGAAGGAGGCAGAGACAGCAAAGCCCCAGGAGCAGAGCAUGUACUGUAAAGAGCUGCUGCUCAGCGGCGCCACCGAAUUCUGCUUUGAGGAACUGCGUGCUGAACACUACUUCAAAAAGAUGGCACAGGAAUCAGAGGAGGUCAGAGGUCAAAAGGAUCAAGCCAGUGCCAGUGCUACAAACUACAAAGACUAACAAUUUGACUGUGUUUUUUUAAUGUGGAUUUUCCGCUUCAUUUUGACGAUAUUUUUUGUGCAAGUAUCAUGUAAUUACUGUUCUGCAUUGUAUGUUAUCCUGUUGUAAAUAUUUUGUUUAUAGAGAUCCAGUUACUAAAAAGGUAAAAAGACAAAAGGGCCAAGAUUUUAAGCACCCCUUUGAACUGAAGACACACUAUUUUAGCAGUGUUAGAUUCAUUAAGAAUACAACAGGGGGACCAAAUAAUAACGAGUGCAGUCUAAAAUAAUCCAGUGCAAAACACCAAACAUUAAAGCAACAAAACUGACUGUACAGCAGAAAACAUAUCUACAUUUCAACAAACAAUACAGGCUUCACAGUAGUAUUUAUAGGGCUAUUGAAUUGUAUUGUAGCGUUACAUGUCCACUUCUGGUACAUACUACACACAUUUGUUUACGUCUGCUCAAGUCUUUGUUGCAGAAAUUCUACUCACUGUUAUUCCCAAUAUCACUCUUAGGCGAUUCAUUCAUUUUCCUCAGCUGCAUUGUUCUUAAGAACAGUGAUUUUUUUAUAUGUGCUGCCUUUUUCUAAGUUGUUUUGUCUUGAGCAGAUUUUUCUGUACAAUUCCACCACAGUUGAAAGAGGGCUUCAGUGAGGUGAUUCAACUGGGCUUUAUGUCUAAGUCUGAGUAGAAUGUCCCCUCUAGGCCAUGUGUCAUUGAUGUUCAAUAAACUUGUUAAAAUGUCUG
Messenger RNA from Xiphias gladius (swordfish), 2171 nucleotides. It is a transcript of the gene bub1bb, whose product is annotated as BUB1 mitotic checkpoint serine/threonine kinase Bb. Gene Ontology annotation, biological process: mitotic spindle assembly checkpoint signaling; meiotic sister chromatid cohesion, centromeric. The transcript has 9 exons. The record is from RefSeq and is a predicted model, not a curated record. Gene Ontology annotation, molecular function: protein kinase activity. Lineage: Eukaryota; Metazoa; Chordata; Actinopteri; Istiophoriformes; Xiphiidae. The coding region runs from base 143 to 1444 and encodes 433 amino acids.